GUAUUAACCGUAGUGGUUGUGUACCCAACCUCUUGCUUAGAACCUUUGUAAGAUAAAUCAUACGGAAAAUCACCAUAACAUACAAAUAAAUGCUUGCAAUUAGUUAAAAAAUUAUUCACUCUUUGUAAUUUAUCAAAGGAACCCGUGCAAGGCAAUGUAUAUUAGUUAAUAUUGAAUUUAUCGCGCUUGUUUGAAUUGUCGUUUGUGGGAAUCGAUAUUAGGUGUUAUUAAUGAAAUUACUAAGGUGCUCCAAGUGAUAUUGUGUAGAACCUGUUUAAAAUCUCGUUAAAUUUAGGUCGUGUUAAAAUCGAUAGAGUAAAUAAAAAAAUGCAUAAUUUCCCCAUGGUAUAAUCGGUUCGAUACCGGUUAAGUUUUUCCGCUGUUGUGCUCUUGAUAGUGCCAGUGUUAGUGCUAUGUGUAAUAAAUUAUUGUGAUUCACUUAUACACGAAGAACUUCACCCCGAAUGCCAUCAAACAGGACUCGUAUGAAAACAGUAUUAUGUGAUAGUGAUCUGUGAACAUGGCGGCCAUUUUGAAAAUGUACAAUUUGUCAGCUGGCGCAGUUUUGGCGCGAAUCUUCGUGCUUCUCUCGUUCACCGUGUAUUCCUCUUAUGGUGGAGGCUGUACCUUCCCAGCAGAAUGGACCGGCAGCUGGUUCCAGUCAGGCAUACCGUCGCUUAUAGAUAUCAACUCCACUCAUAUACAGAUGAAGGGAGAAUGUUCAGAGACUGAGUCCUAUGACAAGUUUUUGUUGCAUGAUAGGACCUUUGACUGCUACAGGUGUAUGGUCAUACACGAAAAGCACAAAUAUGUUCUCCAAUACAAAGAAACCUACUGCAGUCAAAAAAAUUCGCUGUCCUCAAUAUGUGACGAGAUCAGCGGUGAUGCACCUCUCUACUCCAUGUUCCGGAAGGAUCCGGCCGCUGUUCCGCAGCCAUGUCCUUUUAGGCCGGCACCGUUCACUUUCACUUAUAACCGUGGUUCCGGCGACUGCGUGUAUCCGCCUUCACGAGCGGAGUCGUGCACGGACGAUUCAAGACUGCUUCUGAGAUACAUGGCAUGUCCCGAUGUGCCUGGUACAGAGAGUAAUGUUGAAGAGCUGGUCUGCCUGGCCACAUGGAAGGAAGGUUCCACCAGAUAUCUAGUCGGGCAGAUUUCUCAAGUCCAGAGACGGAACUCUAUCGCCUCCGAUGAAGAUACUUAUCGGUGCUUCAUCUACAAGGGCCUCCAUGGUGACAAAAGUACUUCCUACAUCAUAGCCCAGUCGGGGGAUGCCACCUGCAAUGGCUUGUCUUCACCGACAGACGGCAGCAGAACAAUGAAACUUACUACAAGUGAUGAUGAGCACAAUCGUUGUCAUUUCCCCGGAUGGAUAGUGGAGCACCACAAGUGGUUCAGCCUCGACCACACCCAUCAGUACCACUUUACUACCAAGAACGCAACUCUCAAGAUAAUGAACUCGGACGGUUCAUUUGAAGAGAAGCGAUUGGUAUGUCAUUCGAUUUUGGAGCAGAAGGACAAGAAACAUAUAAAACUGGUUGCGCACGUAACUAGGGGCUGUGAAUCCGGUCACAUUUGCCUCAAGUUCUACCGUCGCGAGGGCAACGUGUUGGAGUUGCAGCAAGGAUCAAAUCUUUGGGAGUCGCCUCAAGACGCCUGCGCUGAGAAUACUCAACCGUCGUAUAUAACGCUUAUAACCACUUCACUAACACCAAUGCGGUGUCCUAUUCUCGGCCGAUACUCGAUCGUGAACUCGCUCGCCGAUCGACGCAGGCGCAGACAACAAAUUGGUGAUCCAGAUUCAGAAGGUAGUGAAAUGUCUGAAUGUGUGUCAGGAGAUUACGACAGUGCCAGCAUUGGGUGUGGCGCUGCACAGGAUACGAUCGAGUUUAAGUCCUCUUGUAGCAGUACCGUAUACACGUGCUACGGCAGCUGGCAAGAGAACGGGCGGGGCUUCCUGGUGGCGGCUCCCGUCUCCCGCUCUUCCUCUCAUCCCAGAACAUUCUGCUUCAUGUAUACCACCAGACCUGCUAAUGAGAGCCGCGGAAGUGAGUCAGUGUCUCUUAGCGCCGUUAGCGUGUCCUGUGACAGACGAGCCAUUCCUGGAAGACAUGGUGAUAAAGCAUACAACCUCACUUCUAAUGGUACAUGCGAGCAGAGCAGCAAAUACAAUAGCGUGGCUUUCAAAAUGGCGCCGGCGGCCAUUUUGAUAUUUGCACUCUCCCUGACAGCUCUCAGGUGAUACACUGGCGAUAUCUAGAUAUGACUUGUCAUUCAGCUUAGGCCUAUAUUUUAUUUCGGAUUUGAUAAUUCACUAUUAUAUGGUAAUAAUGAUAUCUUCUUAGUUAUUCAAAAUACAAUGAUUAUUACAGAAAUUAUUUAUAAAAUCAUAAUAGAUUAAAAAAUCGUUUCUAUAACAAAACUGGGCCGACAUUUUGUAUGUCAAUCACCAUAAUAGGAAUAUAAUUGUAUAAUCAUUUAAAUAUAAAUUGUCUUUUUAGACAUCGUUUUUUUAGCUGUGAGAUGUUUACAGAACAACAUAUAGUAAUUUUAACUAAAAUAUAGGCCCAAGUUUAUAUCAAAAAAAAAUAGCGCAUUUAAGAUUAGUGUUGCUUUGUGAUAAAUAAAUUUUGGCGGGAAAUUUUCAAUGUUGCCAUUAUUGGCGCUAGCACCUAAGUUUCACGUUAUUUAUUCUCGGCGAGAACUAAAUGUUUGAUUUAAGGGUAUACAAAUAUGUCGUAUUUAUUCUAACUAAAUAUUGACUUUUAAAAUAGCGUAUUCUUUAAUUUUUUGGAAAGGCAGCUUUUGGAAUGAGGUAGAAUCACUACGAAAUGAGUAUGAUUGUAAAAUAUUUGUUUGACUGUAUCUCCUACUAAGUACGAACGAAAUGUAAAUAUUUUGCUUAUUAAAGUGGUGAUUAAUCGUAAGUAUUUAAAUUUCAUAAUUGCAUAAAUUAAACCUGAAAUAGUAUGAAUAUUUUUUAAACUGUUUUUUAUAAGUUUGGUCACCGCUAAGCUCAAAACCCCUUUCAGUAAAAUAAGAGGGAUAUUAAAAUAGUAUGGACAAGUAGAUUUUGUAACUUGUAGGAUAUAAAGCCUUUUUGGAACAUCCAAUGUCGAAAAGAGAUUCUUAAGAUUUGGCUUUUGGGUCAUUCUCAUUUUGGUUUUCUCUUUGACGUAAUGUAUAAAUACUUAAUUAAAUAUCCUACCGGUUAUAUUGUCUGGAUCUGUCUCGACACGCUUUCGUAAUUGUAUGUUAUAUAUAAGUUAGAUAGAUUAAUAAUAAGAAUAAACCUUGUUUUCUUUCCUGGUAUAUUUCGCAAAUUUUAACUAACGUCGUCUCGUUUCAAUUUCAAUAGGAAAAGAGUGAGACGGCAAUACUUGUUAAACUAUUUCCUUCAAAUUUUUGAAAUAUACCUUUUACGCCGUUAACGAGAGAACGAGGGAACAACUUAUGACUUUUUUAAAUAAAAUUUACAUGUUUUUUUGAUUUAAAAAAUCCCAGUUUAUGUUAUUCUUGAGUUUUUAGAGUAACUUACAAACAUAGUAGAAAUAGAUUAAAAAUUGCUGAAACCUUUUUUUCUACUCGACGCUUACUAUUCGCUAAAUAUAACUCCUGACCAAUAGUAGUAUUAAAUAUAUUGCUCAUAGUUCGAAAUUUUAUUUGUGAUAUAAAAUAUUUAAGACAUGUAAAUACAAACUAGAAUCGAGUUCCUCAUUUUAUUAUUUAACAACUGUAUGGUUUGAGCGAGCGUUGAAUUUGGAUUUUUUGAAAAAAAAAAAAUAAGUACUGUACGUCUUCCGAGCAACGAUAUCCAAAGUCGCAGGGUAACUUUUAACCGGCGAAAUAUUGAAAAUUUAACUGUAAUUGAAGUCCAGUGGAGUUCCAGCCUGUUGAAGUCCACUGCUGGAAAAUAGGCAUCUUCCCUAAAUUUCCAGCACAUCUUCGCGCUUUGGAUCCAACGCCUACCCUCCACCUUCACCAGGUUAUCUGUCCACCUAGUGGGAGUGGAAUUUAUAUUGUAAUUAGAGCCGAUUAUCCAAUCAACUAAAUGCAGGUAUUUUCGAAUCCCUCUCCAUUCGGUCGUCAAACUGUCGCUUUGUGUGAUGUUAAUAAAGAAAUGUUUUUACAACGAACCCAAAUUCAAAGCUCAAGAGUGUAGAUUAAGAAUUAUCGAUGCUUGCCUAAAAUAUUUCUAACAAUAUAAAUAAAACUUAGCCGAGAUGACUAUUGUAAAUAAACUAGUGGGAUAAUUUGGUAAUAUUUUGUAAACGUAUCACAAUUUUUUAAAAUACAGGACAUUAUAAAGAUAAUAAUGUAGGUAUGUCGAAUUGAAUUAUGACGAAAUAAAUGUAUGGAAAGUUUAUUUAUAAUUUUUAUCUAAAUUUAAGAUGUUAAAUGCACAAUAUAUGUAAUACACUAUAGUGAAUAGUUGAGAGGCACGAUGACAGCAGCUGUCAACGUCGCCGGAUGUCAAGUUUGACAGUUUGCUGUAAUUGCCCUCUGAAAAGCUUUUUGGAAAAUUUAAUUUAUGAAUGAAAAUUUUAAAAUAAGAGAUGCCACAUUGUGAAUAGGUGCACUGACAUUGUAUGUAAAAUAUAUGUAUUGGAAUUGUAAUUUCGGCUUGUACAUAUGUUUUUAUUUUUUGGCUUUAAACAUACAUUUCUUUCCUAAACCUUGUAAUCUGUUGAGGUUUUGUGCUCCUUUUAUGUAUUUCUACUGAUUGCGCCACGAAAUACGAUUUGUAACUAUUAAUGUAAGCCUAUUAUUAUAUUUUGAUUACUGAAAUAUAUUUAAAAAUCAA
Pieris rapae (cabbage white) is the source of this 4804-nucleotide messenger RNA. RefSeq lists its product as uncharacterized. Lineage: Eukaryota; Metazoa; Arthropoda; Insecta; Lepidoptera; Pieridae. Bases 521 to 2242 code for a protein of 573 amino acids. The record is from RefSeq and is a predicted model, not a curated record. The transcript has 16 exons.